Molecule: messenger RNA, 5205 nt
Organism: Penaeus chinensis
Lineage: Eukaryota; Metazoa; Arthropoda; Malacostraca; Decapoda; Penaeidae
Product: golgin subfamily A member 7-like
Exons: 5
Coding region: 30-482 (150 amino acids)
Biological process (GO): protein targeting to membrane; peptidyl-L-cysteine S-palmitoylation
Cellular component (GO): palmitoyltransferase complex
Source: RefSeq, a predicted model, not a curated record
UACAUCACGGAUCCCUAGUCAAAAUCAAGAUGGCGUCGAACGCGAAUCACGGGACGCCCUUGGAAGACCUGGCUGGGUCACGGUCUGCGGGCUGCCUCAAGGUCUUCAUACAGAGGGACUACUCAGAGGGGACGUCUGUCAAAUUCCAGACCAAGUUCCCGCCUGAGCUGGAGGGAAAGAUUGAGAAAUCCGUCUUUGAAAACACAAUAAAUGACAUAAAUGGGAUGUUUGUGGAAGCAGAGAAAAUGUCAUGUGGUCGGUACUGUGAAGGUUGUCUAGGAUGUUUAACAGCAUAUCUUGUGUUCUUCUGCAUGGAAACACAUUAUGAACAGAUGAUGAAGAAGGUAACAAAAUACGUAGCAGAACAGAACGAAAGGGCCUGGUCACCUCGUGGCUUACUCCUCACCAACCCCAUUGAACGUGGGCUGAGAGUUAUUGAAAUUAGCAUAUUAACAGAGCCGGCCACGACGAGAGCUCAAUGAGACGUCCAACAUAGCAAAGGUGUAAGUGCUGUACAGGACUGAUAAUUUCUCCCAUUCCCAUUUUCAUCGUCAUCCUCUUCACCCGCAGACAUUCAUAGUUCUCAUGUUCAUCCACAACAUUUUUAUCAUUAUAUGGGAUAGUAUAUUAUAGCAUUAAGGCAAAUAUAUAAGUGUCAUUUUCGAAAGAAUGAGAGAGCGAGAUUCAACCCCCAAAUGUGAGGUGUAUAAGUUGGUUCUGUUCCCUUCUUGCAAGUUAAAAAGAAAAAAAAAAAAAGUAAUAAAAAAAGUAAUGGAGAAUGAUUUUGUCCUCUUUUAUCACUGUAGUUGGUAAUUUAUUGUAUCUUGAGUUAAGACAGCUAUGUACGUAUGUGAGAAUAUACUGUUCAAAAAAGAAAUUACUUUAAUUUCUAUGUACUUUUUUUCUUUGAUUAAUUACAUAUAAUAUUUUGAAGCAGACCAAGCCAAUGAGAUAUGGGAGGUAUAUGGUGGAGUGAUGUGAUUUGUUCCAGUGUGAUUUGUUCAGUGUAUUUUUAUCCUUGUGUUAUCAGGGAGGUAACGUCAUGGAGAGUUAGCAGCAUUGGUGAAUAUCCUGGUAUUUCUGUUUCUUUGAUAUUCUAGUACAUAUACUGGACAGUGAUUUUUUUUUUCUUUUUUUUAGGUUCAUAGACAUAAUGCAUUUAUAUACAUAUUUUGGUGUCUGAGUUCUUUGUUUUGUUUUGCAUUAUAUUCUUGACAUCGUGCAAGACAGCAUUUGUCCCUUUUUUUCCCUCCUCCAUUUCUAGGUUACAAGUAUAUCUAGAAUCUGAAACGUUUCAUAUUAUUAAUUGUCAUCUUGUUUCUUCAGUCUGCUUAAUUAAUAGGAAUCUGGAAAUCAGUAUCCUUAAACUUCCUGUGAAUUAUAUAAUGACAAAAGUAAGUGAUAUGAUACUCAUAUUUAAUGAUUCCUGGUGAUAUUUAAGUUUCAUAGAGUAAAUUCUCGGUUAAUUUUCAGCAUCUGUUUUGAGGAUAAGAUUGGUUUGUAAACUUUGAGUCGAUCUAAUUUAAUUUAAUUCAAGACUGUUGUCAUUGUUUUUGGUCCAAAUAUAUCUUCAGACUUGGGAUGUGCAAUGGUGUGUAGUAGAUCAUGCACAUGUUAUUAUUAGUUUUUGAUUUUUUAUAUUAUAUGUUAUUAAAGGCCUUAUUAUUCAAGAGUUUGAUUUUAUAAUACAGAAAAAUCCUUGAGCUAAGUAUGAUUAUGGAGUUUAAAUGCAUUGAGGCUCUUAAAUUGUAUGGCAGACAUGCGCUUACAAAAAAAGGAGAAAAUGAGAAAUAUGUGCUGAAAAUAGGAAAUUAGUUAGAUAAAGUUACUGGAGAAGCAAAAGUGAUAUUGUGUUAAGAUUUGGUAGUUGACAAGUAUGCAGUGUUAGAGCUGUUUGCUUGUUGCCUUUGUAUAGAAGCCUUGAAGUUCCUUCACUUGUAUUGCAUGAUAUGGCAGAGUUGAAAAGAGAGAAAGGGAGAGAGAGAAAGAGAGCAAGAGAGAGAGAGAGAGUGAGAGAGACAGUGAGAGCAAGCUAUUAUAUAUUUUCCUCAUCAUUCCUUCAAAUUCUGUUUUAGAUCUUGUGUAUAUGAUUUAGCAUAGUAGGCAAAAAUAAUAUAUACUUGUGUAUGAUAUGCUACUUUUGAUUUUAGUCAUGUUUUUAGUUACUCAUAAUCCAGUGUUGUGGUUCUCACAAGAAAAAAAAAAAUUGUGUGAAAAAGUACUCGUGUUUGCAGCUGAUUCCACGUUUCAGGAGAAGGAGAAAUAAAGAUAUAUGAAACUGCGGUCCACUAAUGUCUUAGGAACAUGAAGUGUUUUAGAAAACAGUUUCCUUGAUAUUUGGCUGUAAACAGAACACCUAUGAAUGGAUAGUGCUACCUUGCUGUGACAUCUAGUAACAUUACAUAGAUAAACAGUCCUCACAGACCAAAAGAUGAGGCGUAAAGAAGGAAAGUGGCAUGGCCAUGCAUCAGCUGUGGGAUUUUCCAUCUGAUGGGCACUAGGCAUCACCAGAAGACACAUUGAAAGGUGUGAGAGGGUCCAUAUUUCACCACCAAAUCCAUACAGUUUGUCUUUCAUUGUACACAGUUUAUGAACACCAUUGGAGUGUAUGAACAAGUGCAGGAUUUUGACAACUUGUGGGACCUGGAAUGAAGAGGAAAGGGAAAUUAGAUGCCAGACUCAUCACCUACAAGACCAUUUGAAACUGAACUGUGAAAUAUUUUUCAAAAUGCUUUUUUACUAAAAUUCAUAGCAUAGGUUUAAAGGAUGUUAGAGUUUCUAAGAAAGUUAUAAUAGUGAUUUUAUUAUGGAAGUGGAUACAUGUAAUCUAUGUACAUAUGUACAUAUUUUGUUUUGCUUUUAAUCAAGAUUGUUAAAUUAAAUUUUUUCUUUCCUCUGUAAAAGAUUAAUUGAAAAUUAAUGAUAAGCUUUACCUCUAUGGCUUAUAAAAAUGCAGAAAUAAUGUCAAGGAAAUUGAUAAAGCUAUAAAUGGAAUUAUAAUACCAAUUGCAAGAAUGAUUUGAGGUGUAUUCUUGAGAAAUUACAUAAUUGUGCCAUUAAUUCUUAAUAAUUAUGUCCAAUUUGACUGAGAUCAAAGAUCAAAGAUCAUUUUGACUUUGGGUAUUGGUUGAUCUGAACUUAUGAUCAUUUGCUUUCUUUUUUUUUUUUUUUCAACUAAUAAUUUUAAGUAUUUUUACCAAAGCGUAUUUAUGGUCAGCCUAUUUUGUAAAUCCUUCAGAAGAUGACCCCCUCCAGCUAGUCUCAGACAUGAUUAUCAGGUGUGUAGAGUAGUAACUAACAAACAUAGACAAAAUACUAGGGAGUGUUUGAUAUAUUGUACCUUGAAAUACUUUGGAACAUUUUGAGCGUCUUUGUGUUUAUGAUACAUAUACAUAUAGAACUCUGUAUAUAAACAUGAAAGGAAAGAUGAUUUUUUUUUCGUUUUGUUUAAAAUGAAAAGGUGGCUUACUUUUUGUAGGUCAUUUGAUGCUUUCCUGCUAACCCCAAGGACUAUAAGGCAGUACAGUUAUGUUUGGCAAAUACCACUUUCUGCGUACUUUGCACUGGAAGCUGUGUCUGUUUAUAAUAUCACUCUUUUGAUUCCUAAAGGGCAAUUGGAAACAAAUCUGAAUGUAGGGGCUAUGUAGGGACAUUUCUAUGCAUUUUUCUGUCUCUUUCUCAUUCAGUUAGGAAAUUUCAACAUGGAGGAUUACUUGAGGGAGAUUGCCGAUAUUCUAUUUUUAUGCCCUCAGUUUUGUCUUCAAGGGAAAUACUAAUGGGAAGAUUAUUGUUUAAUUAAUGUUCAUAAAAAAAAAGUGCUCAUUUCUUCAUGACCAUAUUUUAUGUGCAGUAUGUAUUUGUAUGAAGUGAUUUGGGGGAAAAAAAGUUAGUUUUUCAAAUUUUCCUGUGUAAUUGUAAGAAUGAUGAUAAUUUUGAUAUAGACAUUUCAAGGGUGCAUAUAUUUAAAAUUUGUAACAAUAAAUCUUCAGGGGACAUUUGCUAUUGUAGAUGUAUAAAGUAGUCUUAAUCCUGGGAAAUAUGACAUUGAUAUCACUGUAGUUUGAUGUCCAUGAAAUCUGCAGUGUCAAUGCACCAUAAAUACACCAACUUGUAGGAGAUACUUGUACUUAUACCUUGUGGGUUAGCGCUAUUUACAUUGAUUUGUAUAGUUGUAAACAUCCAAAAUGGCGUGAAAAAACUAUUGCAUGUAAUUAUGGUAUUUGUGAUCUUGUAUAUUAACUUAAACUUGUAGAUUACCAGAUGCAGUGAUUAUCAACCAGAAUUACAGCAUGCAUUUACAACUAUACUUAAUAGUUGUAGCUAUAAGGGUCAACUUGGAUGUCUAUUUCUGUACCGAUAUAUAUAAAAAAAAGAAAAAAAAAAUGCUGUCAACUUCUACCUUUACCCUCGGGGCUACCUAGUUGUAUGUACCUCUUCUGCAGUUUUGGGGAAAUUGUGGGCCACAUUUGUACAUAGUUGUAUAUCCCGUUGAAUUGUGAAUGGUACUCACCGCUAGCCAGUUUGUUGGGGAGUCAAUACCUUGUACCCUGAGCCUGGGGGUCGCCUUAGCUUCACUAAAAAGAGUUUUUUGUACUUUCUAUAAUGGGAUCACGUAAAGUGUAGUUGAGGAUUUCAGUGGUGACUGGAAGUUAGACCUCACAAAAAAAAUGACAAUGGCUUUCUUUCUCUUUUUAAACUUUGCAUUCGACAUGAUUGUUAACUACAUUAUUUUCGUAAAUAUCUGAUCUUAUGGUAAUAACAGUUAUUACUGCCAUUAUUAUUGUUACUAUAUUUUGUUUUCUGUUUUUCUUUUAGUAUUUAUGCUUUCAAUUUAUUAUGAUUACUGUGAUUUCAGUAUCGGUAUUUGCAUACUCACUCAGUCAUAUAUAUGGAAAAUAUGUACUUUUUCAAUCAACUGAGAAUGACAAUGUGACACAGUCCCAUCAAACAAUCCCGGGUGAUGAGGUCUGCAAUGAUUGUAAGUAUUUUUUAUGAAAUUUUUCUUUCCAAAAACCAUGACACGCUGCUGCACAUGUGCUCCCAGAGGGACAAAGAGACUUACCAGUUUUGCAGUUUUUAGGACAAAAGAUUUUUAUGUUCUGUUAUUUAGAAUUUAAUGGUUACUGUAUAUUUUUUUCUUCCCUGAGCUGAUUACGGCUGUACCUCCUGUCAUCUGUUCUGAAAAUAAAUUUGAAAUGUUAUUAA